Varanus komodoensis (Komodo dragon) is the source of this 2877-nucleotide messenger RNA. RefSeq names its product sirtuin 6 (gene SIRT6). Bases 40 to 1080 code for a protein of 346 amino acids. The record is from RefSeq and is a predicted model, not a curated record. Gene Ontology annotation, molecular function: NAD+ binding. NCBI's taxonomy places the organism in Eukaryota, Metazoa, Chordata, Lepidosauria, Squamata, Varanidae. The transcript is spliced from 8 exons.
GGCAUUCGAGGAAACGGGGAAGAGGGAGGCGGCGCGAGGAUGUCCGUGAAUUACGCGGCGGGGCUCUCGCCUUACGCGGAUAAGGGCAAGUGCGGCCUUCCGGAGUUUUUUGACCCUCCGGAGGAGCUGGAGAUGAAGGUCCGGCAGCUGGUGGGCCUGAUCCGCAAUGCCUCCAAUGUGGUCUUCCACACUGGGGCUGGCAUUAGUACAGCUUCAGGGAUCCCAGAUUUCAGGGGUCCCAAUGGUGUCUGGACCAUGGAGGAGCGGGGCCUGUCCCCCAAGUUUGACACCACCUUUGAGAACGCACGGCCAUCCAAGACCCACAUGGCCCUACUGGAGCUGCAGCGAGCAGGCAUUCUGAAGUUCCUGGUCAGUCAGAAUGUGGACGGCCUGCACGUGCGUUCUGGCUUCCCCAGGAACAAGCUAGCAGAGUUGCAUGGCAACAUGUUCAUGGAGGAAUGCAUGAAAUGUGGCAGGCAGUACGUGAGGGACACGGUGGUAGGCACAAUGGGCCUCAAGCCCACCGGCCGCCUGUGUGACGCCUCCAAACACAGAGGGCUUCGGGCUUGCAGAGGGAAGCUAAUGGACACCAUCUUAGACUGGGAAGAUUCUCUGCCGGACCGUGAUCUCAGCUUGGCUAGUGAAGCCAGCAGGAGAGCUGACUUGUCCAUCACGCUGGGGACAUCUCUGCAAAUCAAGCCCAGCGGAGACCUCCCUCUGCUGACGAAAAAGAAGGGCGGGAAGCUGGUGAUUGUCAACCUGCAGCAGACGAAGCACGACAAGCACGCUGAUCUGCGCAUUCAUGGCUACGUGGACGAAGUCAUGGCAAAACUCAUGAAGCAGCUCGGGUUGGAGAUCCCUGAAUGGACCAGGCCAGUGGUGGUGGACAGUGCGGACCUCAGUGAGGCCAAGCCGUUGGCCAAACCCAGCACAAACACUAAAUUUCUGAGCAAGGAGGAGCCUGACCUGGACUGCAACGGCAUGGCGGAGCACAGCACUGCUCCCAGAGAGGAACCCUGUGUGCUGGACACAGACGCCAUCAUGGCCAAGCGACCAAAACGGGAAUCAUUGCCUACCUGAACUGCCCUCUGUGUGUUCAUGUUGCCUGCAUAGGAAACCCUUUUGACAUCCAUUUUUAUAUGUGACCUUUUGAAGAUAUGUGGCAUUUUCCCCUCCUUGGUGUUUACAGCUGCUGCCUCUGUGCUCAGCAUGCCCCUAGCUGGAGGCUGUUGGUGCUCCGGACUCAUUUUCUUGAGCUGUGCCAGAGCACAUGGUACAGCGCAAGUACCCUGGGAUGUUUGCUGACCACUCCCCACCUCCUCUUUGCGUGGAAGGGACACACGUGACCUUGCCUGACACACUCCCACCCUUCCCUCUUCCCGUUUUGUGCAUGGGAGGAGAUGGGAAACAGCAUCUCUUUUUGAGCAAGCCACAUUUCCCUGUGAUGUCACACUCACAGAAAUGUGAUUUGUUUACAAAGUUUAAUAAAAACAAGCCCAGUGGAGAGCAUGUAUACAUUCCAGUAGCAGGAAUUUGUGAUUUUCCAUUAACUUUAAAUAGGGCCUAAAUAUCCCAAGACUGGUUCACACAGACAGGUGUUUCAAAUGACUGGGACUUCUUUUUGCAAGUUCAGAUGAGCCAUCAAAGGGAUCUAAUGCAACGCCAGAGCUUUCAGAGCAAAUCAAGUCUUCAGCCAGGCAUAGCCCACCAUCAAAACCAUUCAAAAACAGCAAUAAUGUCGGGAGAAGCAGAAUCUGAUGGACAAAUAUGUGGCUAUGUUGGUCCUUGGUGGAAGCUCCCACCAUUCAAUACAGCAUGAGCAAAACAUCUACUCAUUAGGAAAUUACCCAUUUUCCCAUGUUAAUGCAGUGAGAGCUCCACUUUCUUACAAGAUCGCCUUUUGUAUUUAAGGCUUUUUGCUGUUGUAAAGCAUGCCUUGGGAGCUGAAGUCUGGAGGUCUUGGGGCAUCCUGAGUCACCAGCUGAGGUGUCCCUUUCCUGAUCCAUUGUCUUUCACAUGGCAUGAUUACUUGCCACUGCUGACAGAAGCCAAGUUGCCACUGAGUCCUCCUGCUUGGAGCCAGAGCUUUUUCAGGGAGGAAGGAAGCAAUCCUGGAUCCUCAAGGAAAGGCUGAUUCCAGCCAAAUCAGCACGUGUACGGAAAUGGCUUUGCCUAGAAGUGGGUCACAUGUGCUCCAGCGCUUGCAAAAUCCUGAUCUGGGCUCGUUACAACAGGGAACAUUUCAAAGGAACACAUUUUGUCCUGUGAGGACUAACUGCAAAACAGCCAUAUCACUGCUCCGUAGUAAGUCUGUUGUAAAAAUGUUGACCCUCACCAGCCAUAACCUGAUGCUCGCCCUCACCAGGGCUCGGCAACAGCAAAUUAUCGGAGAUUCCCCAAGAGGGUCGAGGCUGAGUGGGUGCUUCCUCUUUCUUCCAAGGGACGGUAGACCGAGCAGUAGACUGGGAUUGUUAAGGCUACAUUCAGCAGCUUCAUUCAGUUCAGAGGCUCCAGUCAGAUACAACCCGCCACAUCCCCUAAUUAUGUGAUAUGUCUGUAUCCUGCCUUUCCACUAAAAAUAGUGCCUGAUGCAGCCAAGGAUAAAAAGCUCUUUAAAGCGCUUCAGCGUGGAAGAGGCAACACUUGUCUGUGUAAGUGGCCAGGCAGCUGCCCCAGGUUCCUGCUAAAUGUGCCUUUGGUUUGGCAGGCUGCAAAGGGAGUGUUUUUAAAUUCAGUCCUGGUUGUGGGCAGAAUGUGUGCAUGGAUGGUUGGAAAAUGAACAGGCAAAUCUAGAUAAUUAGGGUGUAUCCAAUAUUAUAUUUUAAUGUGUGUGGGGUUCUGAACAUGUACAUGCAAUAUUAAAGCAGGUUGAUUAUU